This is a messenger RNA of Tarenaya hassleriana, 1456 nucleotides long. Its product is annotated as lipid droplet-associated hydrolase. Gene Ontology annotation, cellular component: lipid droplet. The record is from RefSeq and is a predicted model, not a curated record. Bases 24 to 1151 code for a protein of 375 amino acids. Gene Ontology annotation, molecular function: lipase activity. Gene Ontology annotation, biological process: lipid storage. Lineage: Eukaryota; Viridiplantae; Streptophyta; Magnoliopsida; Brassicales; Cleomaceae. The transcript is spliced from 13 exons.
AUAAAUAAAUAUGUAUAGAAGAAAUGAAGCACAGCAUGCUUUUGCGUCUUCUAUCUUCGGUUGCUCCGCCGCGUCAUCGCCCCUCCCGGCGAUCUCUCCGCCGAUCCAUCACUUAUUUCCGGCGAUUGAGCGCUAAUUCCACCGCAUUCUCUCUUCCUGUUUGUUGUUCCAGGAGACGAAUCAGACAAUAUAGGUCGAGUCGCGUGAUUGCUGAUAUGGACGCUGGGAAUUUACUGGAUAAAGCGAAAAGGCCUGUUGAUUUCAGAUUGUGUAAAGUUUUCGGUUCAACGACCGAGCUGCUGGAAAUUCAGGCAGAGAAUCCUACGUUCCAUGUAUUGUUUAUUACAGGAAAUCCAGGUGUUGCGUCGUUUUACAAGGAUUUUGUGGAAUCUUUGUACAAUUUUCUUGAUGGAAAUGCAUCUAUAACAGCUAUUGGACACAUAUCUCAUACGAGCAAGGACUGGGAGUCUGGAAGACUGUUUUCAUUGCAAGAACAAAUUGAUCAUAAGAUGGAUUUCAUCCGGCAAGAGUUGAGAGAUGUGAAAGUUCCAAUUGUAUUGGUUGGGCACUCUGUUGGGGCUUAUAUAUCUCUUGAAAUGUUGAGGAAAUGUUUGGACAAGGUGAUAUAUUGUGUUGGCCUAUAUCCAUUUUUGGCUCUCAAUCGGCAAUCACUGAAACAAUCCUACAUCGUGAAACUUGCAAUGUCAUCAUUUCUGUCGACUACAGCAAGUCUUCUGAUUGCAUCUCUUGGACUGUUACCUAUGGGGGUCUCUCGGCUUUUUGUAUCAAAGUUCAUUGGGAAUUCAUGGUCUGAUGCUGCUGUUCAAGCCGCUUGCACCCACUUGAGGCAGUAUCACACCAUGCGCAAUGUCCUCUUUAUGGCAAAGACAGAGUUUACAAAGCUCGCCGAGGAGCCAGAUUGGGAUUUCAUGAGAGAAAACCAGAGCAGACUUGCGUUUUUAUAUGGCAUUGAUGAUCACUGGGGUCCACUGCAAAUGUUUGAAGAGAUAUCGAAGCAGGCGCCAGGUAUUCCCUUAUCGAUCGAGAGGGAAGGCCACACGCAUGGAUUCUGCUGCACGGUCGCUGGCUCGACGUGGGUCGCACAAUACGUAGCCACUUUGGUAAAGGAUCGCAUUUCACAGCUCCAGUGAGGUACGAUAAAGAACCAUUUACAACUUGGUAUUGGACCCCACUCUCUAGAACUGUAUAACCAUGUCGUCACAACUAUGGUGAGAAUGUCGGUUGACUGAAGAAAUUUGAUAAGAAUCUCUUCAUCUCGGGUCUAAUUGAUGGUGCUUGGUCUGAAUGGGUUUGGAUGAUCCGGUUUAAUUUGAUUCAUCCGGUUUGGUUUGGUUUGGCUGGGUUAAGAAAAAGUACAUACUGUGGAAUGUGGUCACUUUCUUAGGUUUGGAGAAAUAGUUAUGACGAAUAUUUUGAAUUUACCGUUAACAAAUCA